GGGAUUUGGCCGUGUAUAACUAACUGUCUCCGGACGUACUGGACGCGCCGCUUUGCAUCCUACCCUCAUCCGCGAACAUGGCUGACUUCCCUCCUCUGAGGAACGACCUUCUCUUGAGGGCUGCUAGAGGUGAGGAGACCGAGCGUGCUCCAGUAUGGGUCAUGAGACAGGCUGGACGAUACCUCCCUGAGUUUAGAAAGGUCCGCGAAGACCACGAGUUCUUCGAGAUCUGCCGCACGCCCACGCUCGCUACGGAAAUCACUGUCCAGCCCAUCCGCCGCUACUCAGGCCUCAUUGAUGCUGCCAUCAUCUUCAGCGAUAUCCUCGUCGUUCCACAGGCGAUGGGAAUGGAAGUUCUCAUGAAUCCUGGCCCCUCGUUUCCCUCUCCUUUGGAUACCCCAGACGAUAUUGCCAAGCUCCGAUCUAAAGUGGACGUGAAGAAGGAGCUCGGAUAUGUAUUGGAAGCCAUCACCAUGACACGCAAAGAGCUGAAGGGGGAGGUGCCCUUGAUCGGGUUUUGCGGCGCCCCCUGGACUUUGUUCGCAUACAUGGUCGAGGGCGGGGGCAGCAAAACUUUUCAGAAAUCCAAAUCGUGGUUGUUCAAGUACCCGAAUGAGUCGAAAGAGCUUCUCGGUCGGAUCGCGGAUAUCUGCACGGACUUUCUUGUUGAGCAAGCAAAGGCUGGUGCUCAGCUACUGCAAGUCUUCGACUCAUGGGCAGGCGAGCUUGCGCCUCACCACUUCGAGGAAUUCUCGUACCCAACCCUGCGGUAUAUCGCUGAAGGCGUCAAGCGCAAGCUCACGGAAGCUGGCGUGCCUGGCGUGCCAAUGACGCUCUUCGCCAAGGGUGCCAACCAGUCGCUAGAUGCGAUGGCUCAGAGUUCAGGGUACGACGUGCUAGGCCUCGAUUGGUGCGUCGAGCCUAGUCACGCGCGCUCCCUCGUCAAGGGCAAGAUUGCGCUUCAGGGCAAUAUGGAUCCUAACGCGCUGUACGGCGGCAAGAAUGCCAUUGAGCGCGAGGUUCAACGCAUGUGUGCAAGCUUCAAGGUCGCAGGAAAGACAAAGGCGUGGAUAGCAAACCUUGGUCACGGUAUUACACCUGGAGUCGACCCGGAGGACCUGAAGUGGUUCUUCGAAUGCGUGCACAAAUAUUCCGAAAACUAGAAUGGAGCAAAGGGUGCAUAGAAUGUAAUUGUGCGUAAAGGAACAUGAUCGGUGAUUUUCUCUCUGAGCUUCAUGAGGCAUGGAGGUUGUUGGCAUGUCGUGACAUACGGGCAUAAUGAUAGGAGCAUAUUGUACAUUUCUUCCUGUCUGGCUGCGAGCCAUCUACCGGCGACGGCUGCUCUGAUAGGACCGUCCAUCGUCGUGCAACCUCCUGCCUGAGGAGGCACUAGACACACUUUCAGACGACCGAUGGCGGAACUGAUCUAAGUGGAUGACUGGUGAUGCGGAACUGUGGGACCUGCUUGAGCUACUGUGCCCGCUACGGUGGCUGUGGUGGCUGGGCUCGUAGUGCCUAUGAGAAGAUCUCUCCUCGGGGUGGCGGCUCGAAGACCUCGAGCUGUCCCCAUAGGGAAUGUAUACAAGGUUUGGUCUCGACGAGGUUGACACCUUCCGGCUCCGAGGGCCUUCCCCCGCGUAAUCCCGGUCGACAUGUUGAGGCGGGCGAUGCGAUCUAUGGGAACGGCUACCGUAUCCUCUAUCAUGCUCAUCGAGGUCAUCAUACGAUCUGUUGCGAGGUGCAUAGUCCAGAGACGAUUCGUCGUCGAAACCAAGUCGUCCUAUUUCAUUGCCACGCUCGUCUUCGAUAAUGACGGGUCGCUGCUUUCGUGGCUUAUAGCGUCCACUGAAGUCGCCGACUCUUGUCAGCUCAUGGCCUUGGUCGUCCUCGAAGAUGACAGGUGCUCCACCCGGGAUCACAUAGUAUGUGUCUUUCUUGCCGUUACGGCCUCGCUCGACAACAACGACGCAGGGGGGAUACCCGUCCUCGUCCUCGUCUAAGGUCCUGCCACUAGAGUUGCUUCGAUCCCGUCUGCGAUAGUCUCUCGUGCUGUGAUAGUCCCUCGCACCCUGAUAGUCCCUCGUACCCUGAUAAUCCCUCGUACCCUGAUAAUCCCUUGUACCCUGAUAGUCCCCCGUAUUGUGUGACCUGUACUCCUCCCGCCUGCCACGGCCGCUGUUCGAACGACCAAUAAUAUCAGGCUGAAUACUGUGCACAGUCGUGUUCGGUCCCUGCGGCACCAGGACCGGCUGGCGCGGCUCGACAUACAUAUUACGCAUCUGCGCAGACGGCGCAGACAUCGGCGGGCCGUCUCUGGAGGACGGAUAAGGUCUUUCCUGCGGCAGUGAUAGCUCCGUGACGGGCCUCGUGGUUGGCUCGUGCUGGGCGAACGCCUCCUGGAGGCGGCUCAGUGAACUCUCGCGCUGCACGAUUGGCACGCUGUUGUCAUGCGUGUAGUGUGGGUCGUAGGCAGCGGUGUAGUGGUGAUCCAUGGCUGUCACCGUGGACUCGGAGUGCCUGUCAGAUUCGUGGAUGGGGAUUGGGACGGGAUUUGCAGGGCCGCGGCGUCGGCUGCUGCUGCUGCUGCUGCCUCCUCGGUGGUAGUCACCCAUGCCAGAGUAGGACUCGGGAUACUCCACGACUUCUUCUUCCCAGCUCUGAUGGUGGUCUCUUGAAUCGAUGUGUGGGGUGACCGUGCGCCAGGCAGGUGCGGGCGUAGGAUGCGAAGGUUGUUCGUGCCGUCCAUAGUCAUCGUAGACGGGAUACUCGCCAUGCACACGGUCACGCGAUUUUUUAGAGCGACCAAGGGAUGGAAACAGACGAGGCAUGAUGGCUGGUCGGGAGAGAGGCGUCGCAAUGAGAAGGUGUCAAGCAGAGGGCGAUCUCCAACCCGCGGAGGAAGGGGCGAGGGCGACUCAAGCUGAUGCUUGAGGCAUGGAUGGGGGACUGAUCCUAAUCCUUUCGUCGACGAUUACUUUCAUACCGAGCAGCAACGCGGCAAACAUGAGGAGCGCGCGAGGUACGGCUCGCCCCCUUGUCACUCGUGAUUUCAGCUUCUAAACGUGUCUGCAGCAAGUAGUUAAGUUGAUAGAGAAGUACAAGCCAGACCUUUCGUGUUAAAUCAGUGAUAGAAGCAUCGCCUGUUCUCUGUGCAUGCUGUAGGCCCAUAAUAUCACCAGUACAGAGGAAACACUGCUCUGUUAUGACCUGACCGUCUUCGCCACUAUGAAAACAAUUACCGCUCUACCAGAACACGCUUCCAAGAAUAUAGAGCUGGGAGGGGUGAGAUGGUCAUGCGACCAGUUACCGGUAGUUCUGCUGCAGCUGCUUGAGUUGUAGCAAGGCUUGGGAGACCUUGCCAAUCGCGUCCGCGGUCUGGCCGAUGAGACUCACGUCCAAGCCGUAUGGACUCGAGACGCUCUUCAGCUUCUCAGUCAGCACUCGGAGGGACUGCUGCAGCACAUCGGCGGAGUUUGCAAUAUCUAGUUCCAACGACAGAUUAUGUUCUGACGGUUUGCUGGACGGAACCUGGGUAACGGUCUCCGACGUCGAAGGCACCCCGACGAGUACCGGUGCAUUCAAAGGCUGGCUCCGCUCGACAGCUUUAUCCUUCGCUUUUGACGUUACUUGCAUCUGCGCAAUGGGCGCAGUUGAUACGGCGGCCGAUAGAUACGAUGCAGUAGAAGGCUCAGCAGAAGUGGAGGCCAGAAGAACAAGACGUUCGAUUCCGUUGGCAUCUAUCUGAUCGAUGUAUACAGCGUUGCACACGACACAUUCUUUGCGGGGAUCCUUUUCUCCUCCUAACUUUGGCGGCCGGACCAAGGGAAUGCCAUAGCAUGUCGAGUUUGGGCAUUCGUCUGCUAGCAUGGCCCAGCCUUUCAGCAGUCGCUUUCCGAUUUCAGAAGAAGCCAUAUCGGACUGUUGUCUCCUGCGCAUUACUUCUUCCGUGUCGACAGGCACAAAGGUAGGCGAGCUUAGAGUGCUGGAUAUCUCGGUGAGGGGAGUGGAAGUGCGGGAGAUGUGGCUGCCUGUGUCGAAGCUAGACCUGGCGGAGUUCGAAGCGACAGAGGCAGUCUUGCCAGGGUUGUCAUCACAGCUUGCACACCAGUAUACAGACGAGUCGGUGGGUGACCGCAUGAGAGGGACUUUUGAGCAUUUCUUGCAGAUGCGGUCUGUCAGAACCCAGCCUUUGAGCAUAUAUUCUCCCAACUUUCCAGACACGUCGAUGACGGUGGA
Phanerochaete carnosa HHB-10118-sp is the source of this 4236-nucleotide messenger RNA. RefSeq lists its product as uncharacterized. The record is from RefSeq and is a predicted model, not a curated record. NCBI's taxonomy places the organism in Eukaryota, Fungi, Basidiomycota, Agaricomycetes, Polyporales, Phanerochaetaceae. Gene Ontology annotation, molecular function: uroporphyrinogen decarboxylase activity. The transcript has 17 exons. Gene Ontology annotation, cellular component: cytosol. The coding region runs from base 78 to 1163 and encodes 361 amino acids. Gene Ontology annotation, biological process: heme biosynthetic process.